CCCACCCACCACCCAUCCCCAGCCUCGAGCAGAGACUGCUCCGUGCAAGUGGCGGCGAUGAAGGGCGGCGUGGAGCGGGUGUCCGUCCACGACACAUUUGACGAUGUUGACCCGCAGCACCGGGUGCUGAUUUGAGGCUGAGUCGACCUUGGGGGAGGCGGCAAGAUCGACUGGACGUCAGCGGGACUAGAACUCGGCGCAGUCGGGCGGCUGACCGUCCUGGCCCCACGCGAGGAACAUGGAGUUUACGAAGCCACGUUCCUCGAGCCCUUCCUGCAACGACUUUCAGGACGCGAGGUUUCGGCUGGCCUUGGACCCCUGCCUCCACGGCAAGGCCCCCUUCUCCGCAGGGGGUCUCCCCAGACACGGGACCUUCCCAGGACACCAUCACCUCCACCACCACCAUCAGCAGCAGCAGCAGCAUUGCCUGAUGCAGGGCCAGUGUUGCUCUCCGCACGGCAGUCAGCUGAGCGUCAACUUCAGCGGCUGCUCCUGCCCUGAGACGGACGUGUCGCUGUCACCGCUGCUGCAGAAGCUCUCGUGCAACGCCUGCACUGCCAAGCAGCCGCAGCAGCCGCAGCCGCAGCAGCAGCAGCAUCACCAGCUGAGCAGGGCGUCGAGCCCGACGGGCAGCGGGCGGCGGGAGAGCAACGCGUUCACCGAGAUCGCGAUGAGCAGCUGCAAGUACAACGGCGGGAUGGUGAAACCUCUGAGCCACCUGAGCGCGUCGCGGAGAAGCCUGCAGGGAGGGCAGGAGGGAGACCACGGCGCCGAAGCGAGGAGUCCACAGAUCCUGCAGGGGCACUGCCACCACCACCAGCAGCAGCAGCUGCAGCUGCAGCAGACGCCCGAGAUCGUGGUGUCGAGGCCCGUGUGUGAACUGUCGCUGUCCGCGUCGGGGGUGCUGAGAAGUCCUUCGCUGCAGGGCGGGGCGCAAUCGCUCCACCGCCAGUCCCCGCUGUCACUACCUCCUCCUCCUCCACCGCCUCCGCCUCCUCCUCCACCACCGCUGCCACAUCAUCCACACCACCACCACCAGCAGCAGCAUCAUCAACAACAACAGCAACAGCAGCAGCAGCAUCCACCGCCACCCAAUACCCCACCUCCUCCCCCGCCGCCUCUUCUGCCUCCCGCGCCGCCGCCGCCGCCGCUGCCGCCGGCGCGGUGCUCUGCGGGCUCGACGGUGAAGGCGUGCGGUGGCAGCGGCAGCGGCAACAACAACAACAAGAAGAAGACGCAGAACAUCGGCUACAAGCUGGGACACCGGCGGGCGCUGUUCGAGAAGCGGAAGAGGCUGAGCGACUACGCGCUCAUCUUCGGCAUGUUCGGCAUCGUCGUCAUGGUCAUCGAGACCGAGCUGUCGUGGUCCGUCUACGACAAGGCGUCCCUGUAUUCGCUGGCUCUCAAGUGUCUCAUCAGCCUCUCCACCAUCAUCCUGCUGGGCCUCAUCAUCCUGUACCACGCGCGGGAAGUCCAGCUGUUCAUGGUGGACAACGGCGCGGACGACUGGCGCAUCGCCAUGAGCUCCGAGCGCAUCUUCUUCAUCGCCCUCGAGCUCUGCGUGUCGGCCAUCCACCCGGUGCCGGGGCGCUACACGUUCGUGUGGACGGCGCGACUCGCCUUCUCCUACGCGCAGUCGGUCACCACGGCCGACGUCGACAUCGUCCUCUCCAUCCCCAUGUUCCUGCGCCUGUACCUGAUCGCGCGCGUCAUGCUGCUGCACAGCAAGCUGUUCACGGACGCGUCGUCGCGAAGCAUCGGCGCCCUCAACAAGAUCAACUUCAACACGCGCUUCGUCAUGAAGACGCUCAUGACCAUCUGCCCCGGCACCGUGCUGCUCGUCUUCAGCAUCUCGCUGUGGAUCAUCGCCGCGUGGACGGUGCGCGCGUGCGAGAGGUACCACGACCCGCAGGACGUAACGAGCAACUUCCUGGGCGCCAUGUGGCUCAUCUCCAUCACUUUCCUCUCCAUCGGCUACGGGGACAUGGUGCCACACACCUACUGUGGCCGCGGGGUGUGUCUGCUUACUGGCAUCAUGCAGGGCGCUGGCUGCACGGCGCUCGUCGUGGCCGUAGUGGCCCGCAAGCUGGAGCUCACCAAGGCGGAGAAGCACGUGCACAACUUCAUGAUGGACACGCAGCUCACCAAGCGGGUGAAGAACGCGGCGGCGAACGUGCUGCGCGAGACGUGGCUCAUCUACAAGCACACGAAGCUCGUGAAGAAGAUCGACCACUCGCGCGUGCGCAAGCACCAGCGCAAGUUCCUGCAGGCGAUCCACCAGCUGCGCAGUGUCAAGAUGGAGCAGAGGAAGCUGAACGACCAGGCCAACACUCUCAUCGACCUGGCCAAGACGCAGAACGUGAUGUACGACAUGGUGUCGGAGCUGCACGAACGCAGCGAGGACACGGAGAAGCGCGUGGCGGCUCUCGAGGGCAAGGUGGACGCGCUGGCCGAGAGUGUCCACGCGCUUCCCGCGCUGCUCGCCCGGCUCCUGGCCACGCAAUAUCCCCUCCACGUCCCCACCGCCCCCACCGCCCUCACCGCCCCCGCGGCGGUCCCCGCCGGAGGGGCCUCCCCGGCCGUGCCCCCCGUCGCUCCGAUCGUCAAACGGCAGCAGCAGCAGCAGCCGACUCCGCCGCGGAUCGUGAGCGGCAGCAGCGGUAGCGGCAGCAGCAGCAGCGGCAGCGACAGACUUACAGACGUACAGACGUACAUACCCCGGGACAGACUUACAAACGGACGGGCAGAGUGACUGACUGACCAAGACGUCGACAGACACGCACAGACUUACAGAAACAGAGAGACGUAUUAACACUCGGCCGUACUGAAUUGACUGACACACUGGCAGACGUAGACACACAGUUAUGGAGAGGCACACAGAUAGGUAGACAGACACAGUUUCGAACAGAGAAAAAUACAUACUGUAUAUAGACAAUCAGAUGGCAGAUGUACUCACAGACAUACAGACAGAUACACAGACCUAAAGACAGAUUUCCAGACUGACGCGUUGACGAUAAAACACGCACAGGAACGUACAGAAACUCAGACAGACACACAGACGAACUGAAUUGGACACACGCACACAGACUUGCAGAUGGACAGGGAGACAGACAAACACACGGACUUAGAGACCCACAAAGAGACGGACUGACUUGCACACACACAGGGACUUACAGAUGGACAGACAGACAGACGGAGGAGCCCUUGUGUGGGCCUGCGUGUGUGCAGGUGACGAAAUCAACUCCGGGCACGGUGGCGUCACCAGAGCUGGCGGUGUCAGCACCGGCGGCCACAUUGAUGUCAGCGCUGUCGGCCAUCUUAGCUCUGGCCGCCAUCUUGGUGCCGGCGGCCAUUUUGGCGGCGCUCAGGGGGACGGCGGCCAGGUCGGUGGAGGCGCCUGCGCCCGCGGCCAUCUUGUUGCCGGUGGCCAUCUUGGCACCCGCGGCCAUCUUAGUGGUGGCGCUGGUGGCCAUCUUGGUACCGGUGGCCAUCUUGAUGGCAGUGGCGGCGGCCAUCUUGGCGGUGGUGGCGGCGGCCUGGCGACACCCUCGCACUCCAUGUUGCCCCCACUGUACGAGAGCAUCUCGUGAGAAACAGCGACGCUCUCCACAUUUCCUGCAUCGUCUCCCGCAUCAUCAUCAUCUCCCGGCAACAGUCACAACGACCCAGCGCGACCAGGUGGAGCAGAGGCGAGCGACUCCCUCCACCGCACAAGCAAGGAGGCCACGGGUUCGACUGCGUUAUGUGGUCGGCUUGACGGAUCGCGCGAGAUGGAAUGGCGUUAAAGCUCAACUCGGUAUCAUCAUCAUCAUCGUUGUUAUUACCACUGUUCUGAUCGUUGUUAUUUGAGAACUAUAUUUUUCCCGACAUGGAAAAGACGUUGAGGAAAUUGCGUCAAACUAAAUGUCGUUAACAAGCAGCAAAGAGGAGCAGGACUGUAAUGGAGCCAAAAUGAAGACUACAAAGUCUCGUUUUUUGUGGACCAGAACACACCGCUGAGUUCCUCCAUUUGUGCAACAUUCGCAGAGCCUUAAAUGAUCUGUCGUGUGCGCAGACGCACGCACGCGCGCGCGGAUACACGCACAAACACGAACAUACAGCCUGUGUAGGCUGUCGGGGCAAGUACAGACACACGGAGACACACAUAGGUACACGCACGCAUGGGCACGUAAUGUUGGUGAUGUCGCCACAGCGCUUGGUGCUUUGGCUGUCCAGUGUGGGCAGCAUGACCCAGCCAACACAGCCUUGCUUGCCAGAGGAGCUCACUGAUGGAAUGUCCAGAUCUUUCAAGGAUCUGUGAGCUCACACAAUCCAGCCUGGUUGAACCCAGGAUGGAUCAUAGGCAGGCCAGUCGGCACAUUUAAAGCAUGCUCCAGGUUCAGCGGCAGAGUCUCCAAUGCCUCCAAUGCCUUCUCAAUUACCAGAUCAUCAACAUUAGAGAGCCAUCCCGUGACCGCUCCAGGGCAUUGAUCAGUCUCCCAUUGUGUUUGUACCAGAUGGAAAUUUCUCUGUUACAGUUUGGAAUGGUUCUAAAACUACGUGGUAAAAAAUACGUUAAAUAAUGUAGGGGACAGAGGGCAUCCCUGUCGUACCCCAAGGUGAACAGGAUAUGGCCCUGAUUCUUGGCCAAGCAGCUUUACCAACAUGAAGAUACUUAUGAUUGUGAGCAGAGGGUCAUGAAGCCCGAAAGUACGAAAAAUAAUCCAGAGCCCUGGCCUCGUGAUGGUAUCAUUGGCCUUGACCAGGUCAAUAAACCAGAGAUGUAGGUCCUGUUGAAUUUCUAUACACAUCUGCCUGUAGCAGAUGGACAUGAGACAGACCCAGGUGUUACGGGUUGACUGAGAUGACUGGCAGGUAGACCACCAGUGCCCCCGAUUGUGCCAACUGUGUGCUGGCAACAGACAUAUCUACGAACACGUACACCUACCUAACGUGAACUCGUACAUAUAGCAACACACACUAAUGUCACUUACGUAAUACGGAAACGCACGACUUCAUAUGCUUAUGCACGUGCACGCGCACACAGACAAACACAACACGACACAUAGACGCACAUGGAGACACGUGUUCAGUACUUUGCUGUAUUGAUUUCGUUUUGAGUAGUGUACUGUUUUGUGAUCCCAGUGUAAAUGUAACGGCCAUGACGAGAUACACCCAAGGCCUUUCGUUACUUGAAUUGAAAGUAACGCCGCGUUGAAUCAAUUCCAUCACUUUUCUAAAAAAAUGCACCCAAAUAUAAUUAUGCGCGCGCAAUCAAAAUGUCCGUCCAGUCUCACAGCCGCGCCGAUGGCAGCGUUGCCCAUGGUGGUGGUGGCGGCGGCCAUAUUGGUGGCGGUGGCCAUGUUGGCGUCGGUGGCCAUGUUGGUGGUAUUGAGCACAAUACUAGCCGUGUUCGUGGCCGCAUCGGUGGUGGCGGCGGCGGCCAUAUUGGUGCCUGUUGCUACGUUGUUGGCCAUAUUAGUGGUCAUCUUGGUGGUGGUGGCCAUAGUCGUACCAGUUGGUGGCGGUCAUGUUAAUGGCGGUAUUUGUGGCCAUGGUGGUGGCGGUGGCCCUAUUGGUGGCGAUAUUCUUGGCCAUAUCGGUGGUUAUAGCAGGUGCCUAGGUCGGUGGUCAGGGCAGUGCCAAACUUGGAUGAUUUACAGACACUUAGGAUUCAUUAGAAAAGCCAAAAACUCAAGGGGGGGGGGGGAGGUGCAGUGCGAAUAUACCAUGCUGACCCUGGAGGCAGUGGUGGAACAUCCACAUUCACAUGGCAGGGGGACAGUUCAUCUCCAAUUUUAUCCGCUGCCGACUUGCCACAAAGCGGCACUGAAAGAAUAAGAAUCGUGCAGAACUCGCCCGAGCCAAAAUUAAAUCAACCUCUUUCCAGAUGUCACGCCUUUAUCAACGUGUAUUCGUGUGUCCCGCAAGCGAUCAGGGUUAAAGUUCGACUCCCGGUAUCAAACGGGUGCGUCCAGCUUCGGCGCAGAGCCACGCGUCGCUCAAGCCGACGUUUGUUCCGAGUGCAUUCCCAAGUGCGAAGUUCGAUAUUUUUUUAAUUUUUGUUUUAUUUUUUUCUCCCAAAAAAAGCAGCACUCAAGCGGCACCUCCCAAAUGGGGGGGCGCCACGCACAUCCGCCGAACAACACGAGCGCGCGUGGCGCCCAUCAGCGCGUGCGCGCGCGUGCGCGCGCAAGCGCGACGUGGGUGUCACGUGCGCGCGCGACGCGGGUGGCACGCGCGCGACACAGGUGGCACGUGCACACGCGGGUGGCACACGCGGGUGGCACACGCGCGCGCGGCUUGCAACCCGCGUGGUGAUUGUUUUUUGUCCGGGGACGUGGCGUCUCCGGUUUGAGUGGCAGCUGUUGUUUUAUAUAUAUAUAAAUAAAUAAAAAUACUGCAGCCUUAUUGUACACUAA
Molecule: messenger RNA, 6401 nt
Organism: Lethenteron reissneri (Far Eastern brook lamprey)
Lineage: Eukaryota; Metazoa; Chordata; Hyperoartia; Petromyzontiformes; Petromyzontidae
Product: small conductance calcium-activated potassium channel protein 2-like
Biological process (GO): potassium ion transport
Cellular component (GO): membrane
Molecular function (GO): calmodulin binding; small conductance calcium-activated potassium channel activity
Source: RefSeq, a predicted model, not a curated record